Micropterus dolomieu (smallmouth bass) is the source of this 6741-nucleotide messenger RNA. It is a transcript of the gene ap3d1, whose product is annotated as adaptor related protein complex 3 subunit delta 1. Lineage: Eukaryota; Metazoa; Chordata; Actinopteri; Centrarchiformes; Centrarchidae. The record is from RefSeq and is a predicted model, not a curated record. The transcript has 33 exons. Bases 256 to 4011 code for a protein of 1251 amino acids. Gene Ontology annotation, biological process: synaptic vesicle budding from endosome; neurotransmitter receptor transport, postsynaptic endosome to lysosome; anterograde synaptic vesicle transport. Gene Ontology annotation, cellular component: membrane coat; endosome membrane; presynaptic endosome.
AUACUGAAGUCAGCUGACUUUAGACGCCAUUUUGUCAGCCAUUUCCUACACUGAUUCUUUGCCAGCGUCUCUGUACAGCAUAGGACGCCCCGCCUGGCCUCGGCUUUAUCUACCCGGGCUUGGUAAACAGCUGCGGCGCCUGCACACACGGUCCCGGGUGGAUGAGAGACAGUCUAGAGGGUCGAUCGGCACCCAGUAGACCUCUGGAAGGCGCUUGGCCCCGCAGGACAGACGCGGUACAAGUCACAGGCAGACAUGGCUUUGAAGAUUGUCAAAGGGAGCAUCGAUCGGAUGUUCGAUAAAAACCUUCAGGAUUUAGUACGUGGCAUUAGGAAUCACAAGGAAGAUGAGGCCAAGUACAUCUCCACAUGCAUCGAUGAGAUCAAACAGGAGCUCAAGCAGGACAACAUCGCUGUUAAAGCCAAUGCUGUGUGCAAGCUCACCUACCUUCAGAUGCUGGGCUACGAUGUCAGCUGGGCCGCUUUCAACAUCGUUGAAGUCAUGAGCUCCUCAAAGUUCACCUACAAGAGGAUUGGCUACCUGGCGGCCUCGCAGUGCUUUCACGAAAGCACCGACGUCAUCAUGCUGACAACCAAUCAGAUCCGAAAGGAUCUCAGCAGCCCCAACCAGUAUGACACAGGUGUUGCCCUCACUGGCCUUUCUUGUUUUGUGACCCCUGACCUGGCUCGGGACCUGGCUAAUGACAUCAUGACACUGAUGUCCCACACUAAACCCUACAUCAGGAAGAAAGCGGUGUUGAUCAUGUACAAGGUGUUUCUGAAAUACCCAGAGUCCCUGCGCCCUGCUUUCCCUAGGCUCAAAGAGAAACUGGAGGACCCAGACCCAGGUGUCCAGUCUGCAGCAGUAAAUGUUAUCUGUGAGCUGGCUCGGAGAAAUCCCAAGAACUACCUGUCUCUGGCCCCGCUUUUCUUCAAACUCAUGACCUCUUCUACCAAUAACUGGGUUCUCAUUAAGAUCAUCAAGCUAUUUGGUGCGCUCACACCUCUGGAGCCACGGUUGGGGAAGAAGCUGAUUGAACCUCUGACAAACCUAAUCCACAGUACCUCUGCCAUGUCUCUGCUGUAUGAAUGUGUCAACACUGUGAUUGCAGUGUUGAUUUCCUUGUCCUCUGGGAUGCCUAACCACAGUGCUAGCAUCCAGCUCUGUGUGCAGAAACUGCGAAUCCUUAUAGAAGACUCGGACCAGAACUUGAAGUACCUGGGCCUGCUUGCUAUGUCAAAGAUCCUGAAGACCCACCCCAAGUCAGUGCAGUCUCAUAAGGACCUCAUCCUCCAGUGUCUGGAUGAUAAGGAUGAGUCCAUCCGCCUGAGAGCUCUGGACCUGCUCUAUGGCAUGGUAUCCAAAAAGAACUUGAUGGAGAUCGUGAAGAAGCUGAUGCUGCAUGUGGACAAAGCAGAAGGAACCACAUACAGAGAUGAACUGCUCACCAAGAUCAUCGACAUCUGCAGCCAGAGCAACUACCAGUACAUCACCAACUUUGAAUGGUACAUCAGUAUCCUGGUGGAGCUGACCCGAUUAGAGGGCACACGGCAUGGCCACCUCAUCGCCUCUCAGAUGCUGGAUGUGGCUAUUCGGGUCAAAGCCAUCCGGGUAUUUGCUGUUGCCCAGAUGGCCACUCUGCUGGACAACGCCCACCUUAUGACAGGCAACGUGCAGCGAAAGGGCAUCUGUGAAGUGUUGUACGCGGCAGCCUGGAUCUGUGGUGAAUUCUCUGAACACCUGGAGAACCCGAUGCAGACGCUGGAGGCAAUGCUGCGGCCUAAGGUGGCCACCCUACCCGGCCACAUCCAGGCAGUGUAUGUGCAGAACGCAGCCAAGCUGUUUGCCACCGUGCUUAAAAGCCAGGAGGGGAACACGGACAGCACAGCAUCACAGGAAACCUGCCAGUUGAUGAUAGACAGGCUGCCACUGUUUGUCCAGAGCGCCAACCUGGAGGUGCAGGAGAGGGCGUCUUGCAUUCUGCAGCUGGUCAAGUAUAUCCAGAAACUGCAACAGAAGGACGUAGAAAUAGCGGAGGAAGUCAGCGCUCUAUUUGCUGGAGAACUCAACCCUGUAGCCCCCAAGGCACAGAAGAAAGUGCCUGUUCCUGAAGGUCUGGACUUGGAUGCCUGGAUCAACGAGCCUCCAUCUGAGAGCGAGUCUGAGGAUGAGCAGCCCAAAGCUAUUUUUGCCAAGGAGGAGCCCAAACACUCCCGCCCUCGUCACACAGAGGUGGACGAGAAGGAGCUGGCAAGGAGGAGAGAAGCCAGAAAGCAGGAGCAAGCCAACAACCCGUUCUACAUCAAGGCUUCCCCGUCCUCUCAGAAGGUUUACCAGGAAGCCCCUGGAGUCGAGCACAUCCCAGUCGUGCAGAUUGACCUCAGUGUGCCUCUCAAAGUCCCAGGUCUGCCUAUGUCUGACCAGUACGUGAAACUGGAGGAGGAGCGACGGCAGAAGGAGAGAGCGGACAAGAAGAAGAAGGAGAAGAAGAAGAGGAAAGAAAAGCGCAGCGGACGAGGGAAGAAACAUGACUCGGGCCCAGAGAGUGAGGAGGACAUCACGCCUGCGCACAUGGUCGACAUUGUUACCGAGGAGAUGCCAGAGAAUGCCUUACCCAGUGACGAUGAUGACAAAGACCCCAAUGACCCACAUAAAGCCCUGGACAUCGACCUGGACAAGCCACUUGCUGACAGCGAGAAGCUACCGGUCAGGUCACACCGUGCAGCAGAGGCUCCAAAAAGCCCAGCAGAAGAUGGAGACGCAGAGAGUGCCACCCUGGAGCCCAAAAAGAAGAGCAGCAAAGAAAAGAGAGAGAAGAAGAAGGAUAAAGAAAGGGAUAGGAAGAAGAGCAAAGAGGAAAAGAAGAAGAAGAAACACAAACAUGAAGAAAAGGGGGAGGAUCUUCUUGGCGGUCAGGUGGAAGAGCCUGCGGUCCAGUCAGAAGAAACCAAUGAGGUCGCUGCACUGCCCACCUCCACCAGUGCAGAGGUUUCGGAUCUGGAUUUCUGGCUCUCAAACGCUCCAGUGCCCUCUAACACCCAGGAAGCAGCAACAGUAGCAGAAGAAGCCCCCGUGCCUGAGGCGGCCUCUGGCACAGCGCCAGACUCCGAGCCCGAUGAGCCCAAAGACGCUGAGAAGGAGACUAUGUCAUCUAAACACAAGAAGAAAAAGCAGAAAAAGGAGAAGGAAGAGAAGGAGAAGAAAAAGAAGAAGAAGCACCAUCACCAUCAUCACCACAGUGACGGAGGUGGAGAGGAGUCUGUGCAGAAUGGCACUGUCGAGGAGGAAGAGCCUCUGCCGCCCAUGUCCAAUUACUGCCUGCUGGCUGAAAACUCUUACAUCAAGAUGGUUUAUGACAUCCAGGGAAACCUGCAGGAUGGCAGUCAGGUGGUGGUGUCGGUUAUAUUUGAAAACAAGUGUGACAGCUUCCUCAAAUCCAUGGAGUUCAAUGUCCUGGACUCUCUCAACUCCAAGCUGCAGAGGCCAGAGGGGUCUGGUCCACAUGAUGGCCUGACCGUCCCCUUCCAACUCCCACCUGGGGUGUCCAAUGAGGCGCGAUUUGUCUUCACUGUGCAGAGCAUCGUAAUGCCACAGAAACUGAAGGGAACCCUCACCUUCAUAGUAAAAAAUGAGGACUCCUCCACUCAUGAGAAACUGGACUUCAAACUGCACUUUACCUGCACCUCCUACCUAAUCACUACUCCUUGCUACAGCGAUGCGUUUGCAAAGCUGCUGGAAUCAGGUGACCUUAAGUGCAGCUCUGUCAAACUGGAAGGAGUCGUCAUGCCCUUCCACCACCUACUGGCCAGGAUCUGCUUCCACCACCAUUUCUCUGUUGUGGAGAGGAUCGACUCCUGUGCCUCCAUGUACAGCAGGUCUAUCCAGGGCCACCAUGUCUGUCUGCUGGUCAAAACUUCUGCUCAGACAGUUUCCAUUGACGCUAAAUGUGACGAGCCGACGCUGCUUGGGAAUGUGCUGGAUGAGAUCAAGCAGACCUUCUCUCAGUGCUGAUUGUGUCCUACAGCCCCAGGGUGCCCCCGACCCCUCCAUGCCACCCCCUCCCCUCGCUGAAACACAACACAAUCAUGUUACGAAACACUGCGGCUGGCACUUCCAGUGUCGCCCUAUUUAUUAGUCCUCAGAUUCGCAAGAUUUCUUUCCCCGUACCUUCUUCAGUGUCUCAUCCUAUGUUGUUCCUCUGAGCUCUGUGGUCACACCCCGACACUUUAAGUUGUUUUACAGACUCACUGUGUACAUGCGCCGUCUUCUCUACUCAGCCACCCUGUUCCUCCCUGACUCUGUACUGAGCUCCUGUUUCUGGAUGCCCUGCAUCCUCCGCUCUUUCCUGUGUACCUCUCCGCCCUACACUCCGUCGGCAGUUCAAUCUGUCAUGUAAUGUAAUGUUGACAACUGGACUUUUGCUGUUGAUGGUUGAAUUGUGUUUUUACUGUUUUGGGUUUUUUUUUUCUCUUUGUUUUGUUUUUGUCUCAUUUUCUUGUGUGAAGCCCGUCUGCGCCUUUGUCUCCCCCUUCUUUCUGCUCACUAAACAUGGGUGUGCGUGCUGCUCGUCUGUGUAGGCCUGGAAAAUACAUGUGAUUCAGUCUUUUUCAGACUGGUCCUAGCUGGAAAAACGGCGGACUUUUAACAUGCUCACCCACCACUGACCUGGGGCGGCGUGGAGAAGGCCAGACACUGAGCAACUGCAGUGAGAGUAGUGCAGAGAUGUAACCAAAGCAACAUAUAUGGCAUGGGUUUUAAACUUCUUUCAGAGCCGUUGCCCUACUUGCCUUCUGGUAAGGCUCAGAGCAGGGUACUAGCUCUGCUAGUGUUAGUUCAACAGAAUCCUUGUGGGUGAUUUUGUCUAGUAGGUCAGUGGUUUUGCUCUGUGCCUUAGCCGUGCAGUCUGAGCUACUCCAGCGCAUCUUGUAGAGCACCACCACACUACAGUUUGCCCCACCCCAUAAGAACUUCCAACAUAUAAUUUCUUUUGGAAAUCAAAGAAGAAAGUGAAGACAGGAGAGUAUGAAAACAGAAUAAAUGAAUGGCAUCAGAGAAGAAUUGUACAGUGUAAGGCCAGCACCACCUUUUAUCAGCCUCCUCUUCAACUCACUGAUGGUUUAGUUCUAUAGAAGAUGUUAUAUUAUUGUAAUACAUAGGAUACUUUUAUUUCUAUGAAACCGCUAUGGUGCUGAGGGGCCCUCGUUGGCAUCCCCACAUGGUCAAGUUAGUGACAGAAUCUGGGAUAAAGAGAGCUGCCCAUGUUACAUCCUUGUCCUGCCUUUUUUCUCUGAAAGAAAUAAAACUGACUGGCUAAGGGAUGACAAAGUUACACUAUCAACCUGUCUUUUAUUUUUAAAACCAGGUGGUCUGCAUAUCAGGUUGCUGAAGUAGUUCUCUCUGAAACCAGAGACUAUUUAAGUAGUUUUAGGUUCCCCUUUCACUCAGUAUUAGGCGACAUGACCUCCACUGUUAGGAAGUAUCCAUUCUAUCAACAACAGAAAGCAGUUUUGUCUGUCUUCAUGUGAAACGUUUUACGCCUGUUCCACUUUGACGUCUGCAUCACAGGUAGCUGCACCCGGGCUGGCUGAUGCCCAGCUAGCGUGUACCCAGAUAAAUCCCAAUCCUGCUCCUUUCAAAAACUGCCUUGCCACUUUUUUGUGCGUUGCUAUGUUAUGAUGAACAUGAACGGCCUCCUCUUAGACCUCCGAGGUACUUGAUGUUUUACUUUGUAACAUUCAUGUCUGAAGUCACUUCACUAUCCGGUUCAGCACGAUAUCACCUAGUAGUAGCAAGAUUUAAAAAAAAACAAACAAACAAAAAAAAACUGACUUGGUAGCGUCUCAUCAUAUUUACCUGGUAGGGCCCUGUUCACAUCUCUGUAGAUAACUAUGAUAAUGAUGUCUGUGACCUGAAGAUCAGGUCAGCCAUUCCAUGUGAUCUUCUGUCCAGUAGUAAAGUCUGAAUACAGACGUGAUCUGCUGUAUUUCAGGAAUGUCAAUAGAAAAUAAGUAUGUAUGUAUUCCCUGUUCCUAAAAAUGACAGGUAUCAAGUGAAACUGAAAACGACUCCCCUAAUCAUACAUUGUCCUGAUUCUGAUCAUUUUUCCUGUGCAUAAUAUUUGAUUGAAAUUUGUAUAUUGCAUGAUAGGAACGUACUCUUUUUUUUAUUUCCCUUUAUUUUCUCUUCUAUUGACGUGCUUACACAAACAAUAACUUGCCAUUCCAUUUUGCCCUUUUUUCUCCUUUAUCUUUUUUUAAUGAGGUUUACUUGACCAUUCUUUAUUUUUUGAAGGUAUCGUGUUUUUGUUUUGUUUGUUUUUUUUUUUCCUCUUCUAAGUUCAGACAAUUUAAAAAAACAACAAAAGUGAUAACGUUGAAUGUUUUAAAUUAUUAAACACAGGGUAAGGAAGGGGGGUUCUGUUUGGUGUCAUGACACUGAGGGCAUGGGGCUCCGAAUAAUACCUUCAGUAGAACAGGUCACGUGAAGCAGUGUACUGAGAGGCUACCCGCUGUCUUAAUUCUCUAUAGGUUCGGUUGUAGUGAAUUAUUUUACCAAGUUUGGCUUGUGACAUUGAAAUGUACUCUUGUAUGACUCUGAUUUUUGAAGGUCCUGUCUUUUUAUUUCUCCAUAUUCGAUGAUCAAGCUGUACAAUGUAAAUGUUUAAAGGGGAGAACAUAAAUUAUCUACAUUCCCUUUAAAGGAAGUCCACCCUAAUUAAAAAUAAAGGCUGUAUGAAGCUGC